CAAUGACAGCCUGUGUAAUGGGUUAACUGCCUGUUCAGGGGCAGAACAACAGAUUUGUACCUUGUCAGCUCGGGGGUUUGAACUAGGCUACCACUAGAACCACUAGGCUACCCUGCCACCCCUGAUAAUGUUGCAUUCCAGAUCUGUUGCAGAUGUUAAGCUGUUAAACUGAAAUACUUCAUUACAUUUUUUUUUUUAAAUGACUAGGUAAGUCGGUUAAUAAGGAUCAGACCCUUUAAAAAAUAUAUUCUCUGAAAGUUACCCAAAUCUAACUGCCUGUAGCUCAGGACCUGAAGCAAGGAUAUGCAUGUUCUUGAAAUCAUUUGAAAGGAAACACAUUGAAGUUUGUGGAAAUGUGAAAUUAAUGUAGGAGAAUAUAACACAUUAGAUCUGGUAAAAUAUACAAAGAAAAAAAAGCAUACCUUUUUUUUGUUCCAUCUUUGAAAGGCAAGAGAACGGCCAUUUAAAUCACAUAGUAGUUUAGGCGCAAUUUAGAUUUUGUACACUGCUGCCAUCUACUGUAUGCAGCAUUUUAGACUGAUCCAAUAAACCACUGCAUUUCUGUUCAAAAUGUUGUAUCAAGUCUGCCCAAAUGUGCCUAAUUGGUUUAUUGAUACAUUUUCAAAUUCAUACAUUUGCAUGCUCCUCAAACAACAGCAUGGUAAUCUAUCACUGUAAUAGUGACUGUAAAUUGGACAGUGUAGUUUAACAAUAAUUGACAUUUUAUGCCCAUACCAAAUAAGUCUGGGAAAUGUUCUUGUUAUUUACAACCUCAUGCUAAUCACAGUAGCCUAUGUUAGUUUAUGCGUCCCGCCAAGCAGAACGCCGAUCCCAAAUGCUUAUUUUAAUGACCGCCUACUCCGGCCAAACCCUGACGACGCUGGGCCAAUUGUGAGCCGCCCUAGUGGAAAAGUCGAAGCGAGAGCGCUCGCUCUCGCCAAAUUAUGUCUAGAAUAAGCCCAAUACAUUUCUUUGGGUUUAAUAUGCAGUCCUAAACUUGUCUCCUACCUUCCCGUCUAUGGUGGAGACAUGAGCAUCUCGUCAUUAUAUACACCUCUAUGGUUUAAUAAACAUUUUACCAAUUUGACUAAACGCCACAAGAGGUCGUAUUUGUCAUAGCUUGGUUUUAGUCGGCUGGUCAGUAUGUCUGACAUUUCGUCAAAGGCGGUGCAUGACGGGUUGUCUGCCAAAUAUGAUGGGAAACAAAUCAUAUCAUUGGAAAUGUAUAUGUAAUCAACGGAGAGACGAUAGCUUGUCGGGAUAGAGAGAGAGUCUGGCUUUACGUAAUUGUUUCAAAGGUGCACAUUCUAAAACGGCAGUAAUAAGCACUAAGGGUUAAUCUCGGGAAAACGGUUAGCUACUUGUCCUAGAUGCAUUCUCUGUCCAUGGGGCAGGGCUGUAGCAGUAGCAGCUCAGGUGCCCCCUCUGGCUCGGUGGUACAGGUGUGCUUCCCCAGCUCCCAGGCGUCUGUACUGGACAGCCUGAACAGGCAGCGUGAGGAGGGCCAGCUCUGUGACCUCUCCAUCCAGGUCCAGGGGCAGGUGUUCAAGGCCCACCGCUGUGUGCUAGCUGCAUCCUCACCCUACUUUCACGACCAGGUGCUCUUGAAGAACAUGUCCACUGUCUCCAUCCCUGCCGUCAUGGACCCACUGGCGUUCGAGAGCGUCCUGAGCUGUGCCUACACGGGCCAGCUGCGCAUGCUCCGCGAAGACAUCGUCAACUACCUCACCGUGGGCAGCGUGCUGCAGAUGUGGCACAUCGUGGACAAGUGCACAGAGCUCCUCAAAGAGGGGCGGGUGACGGGGAGUGGUAGUGCAAUCCAGGGUGUCAUUGGGGGAGCGCAGGGGAACCCUGGAUGCAGUAGCAGUGAAAGCUCCCUAGGGGCUGGGAGUGCCCAAGCUGGGGGAAGCAACACCCAGCCAGCCCCUCCCCCUCCCAGCCGCCCGUCCCUGAGUGAGAGCCAGUCUCCCAGCAGCACCAACUACUUCAGCCCCAGAGACACUAACUUCGGAGGGGGAGCGGCGGCCGCUGGAGCUGCAGGGGAGGGAGGCGUGAACUCCACCCCCAGCUACUGCACCCCUUCUGGGGGCGAAGAGGCUUUCCUCAUCGAAGAAGAGGAUGAAGAAGAGGAAGAAGAGCUCCUAUACCAUAGGAAGCGAGGGAGCAGCAGGAGGAAGCCGACGGCCUCUGUCUCAGACCAAGAGGUUGGAGUCAGCGACAGCUUCGGGGUGUCGUCCUACCAAGACGGGGACGCCUCCCCUCUCCAGAAGCGGCCCACAUACAGCCAGCCCAGCAUCAUGCCCCGGAAGCAGUGGGUGGUGGUAAAAACGGAGAGGCCCCAGGACGAUGACCUGAUCGUGGUGUCGGGUGAGGAAGGACCAGAUGAGGAAGAGGAGAGAGAGUUGGAGAUGCUGAGGGAGAGGGAGAGGACGUUCAACAUAUCCAACAUUAGGACUCUGUCUGGAGAGUUGAGCAGCAAAGCGGACCAUGAGAUGGAGACACAGAUGGAUUACUGCCAGUCUUCUGAAGACUACCUCAAGUUUGAUAGUGGUUUGAUGGACCAGACUCCCCCACAGCACCUUCAUGACAGCGCUGGUCAGGGUGGUGGCAGAACCGUCUCAGCCCUACUAGGCCAAGUCCAGUCUGCUGCUGCUGCUAGAGCUCAGCUCUUUCCCAUAGACAUGCAAGGCAACCAGAUCCUCAUGUACAGACAAUCCUCUCUAGAUUCCUCUCAACCCAUAGGAAUGGGAGGUGGUAUGGCUGGGGCACCAUUUAAAGGGCCAAACCUGGAGCAUGGAGCAGUCCAUUUGUCAGCACAGGGGGGUUUGGGCGGUGGCUUAGAUGGACUGGACGGGGGUGGUGGCGGGAGUUCAGGGAAGGUGUUCAUGUGCCACUGUGGAAAGACCUUCACCCACAAGAGCAUGCGCGACCGUCACAUCAACAUGCACCUGGACCUGCGGCCUUUCAACUGCCCGGUUUGCGCCAAGAAGUUCAAGAUGAAGCACCACCUGACGGAGCACAUGAAGACCCACACGGGGCUCAAGCCCUACGACUGCCACGGCUGCGGCAAGAAGUUCAUGUGGCGUGACAGCUUCAUGCGGCACCGCUCCCACUGCGAGGGACGGAGCGGAGCGGCUGGCAGGAGCGAGGAUGGGGGAGGGUCCGACCGCGCUGAUGGGAUCUCCCCACAGCAUCUCCCUCAUCUCCCUCUCUCGACCGGCGAGGCCGGUCACGGUGUCGUUGGUGGCAGGAAUGGGAACUCUGUCUUGUCCCCACAUCAUUCCAGUACAGGUAGCAGCAGUAAUGCGGUCUCUUGCCUUACCAUGGCCAGUUCUGGAGUGCUCUUAGGGGUCAACUCUCAGAGCGUGAUGCAGGGUCAAGGUUCAUCUGUGUUUGGUCUGGGGGUCAGCCGAGGUGGGUGUGAGGAGGAAGUGUGUGAAGUUGGUGCUAAUGAUAGUGUCACUUAAACACUCGUGUUGUUCACCCGUUUGGUUAAGACAAGAGGCUUUGAAGAGGCAUUCCAAUGACCAUUGGAAAGUGCCCCCUUUGGCAAAUGGCUUGGGACCAUUGUACAGUUAGUUCAGUAUACUCUUACAUUUCAAGUUUAUUCUCUGUAUGACUGUUUAGUGGCACAUUCUAUGUCAAGAAAACCAAAAAUCAAGAGAUAAUAACUCACCAAUGACAGCUUUGGCAAAAUGUUAACUAGAGUUCGAGAGGAAAGUUGCUGUUGUAAGUGAUGUGUCCUAUGAUAUUAUACGCCUUUUCUGCCAGAGAAUGUGCAUUUCAAGUAAAAGUGUCUGAAGAAGACACUUGCAGUACUGCCAUCUUGUUUCACACUGGUGAUGUGUCCACUAUCCAAUUUCAGUGUUGUGGUACAGUAUUACUGUAAAUAUAAUCCUAUUAUCAGUUACUAAUCUGUUACCAUUACGAUAGGUGCAAAACUAUACAGUGUAUAGUGCGUUUUUACAAGUAAUCCUCAUAAGUAUUGAUGGUAGACAAAAGCAUUAGUCUGGAGAUUAGGUUUCUUACAGAUCUUUCCUCACUCAAACUGCCAAAUUCCAACGCUUGCCUUGAGACAAUGACUACUAUUAACAGUAGGGUGGCUAAACAAAGCAGUAUCCACUGUGAUUCUGUAUGUUUUUAACCCAGGUUUUACCUUCUAUGAAGGCUCUGGAUGUAUUUUUCUGCAGGAGAAAAAAACUGGUCUGGAUCCAAGAGAAAGACGUGUUGUUUUCAGUGUAUACUUAUCUGUUAGGUCAGGAUUGGUAAAAUGUAUGAAAGAUGUAGCUCGUGUUUGCAGCAGUUUGAUGGAUGAAAUUUGAUUUGAAGUGAGCUUAAACUAGGUGUAUAUAAAGAUAUUUAUGUUUAGAUUUAUCAAAUAGGGAAUAUAGAACUAUUUAACUCUAAUUUAUGUCAUUUGACUGCCUUACUAUAGCAUACAGUGGGCGUAAGGUUAGAAAUUGACACCCUUGAUAAAGAUGAGCAACAAAUGACUGUAUAAAGUAAUUGAAAUACUGAGCUAUAUUGUAUCCCCCACAAAUAAUUGGGAAAUGAUUUCAUACUGAUACAAUUGUUCAGAGAGAGAUUUUGUUUAACAAGUAGUAUUCGUUCUCAAAAGGUAGGGCUCAAACUUAUUGACACCCCUGUUUUCAGUACCUUGCGAGGACAACAGCACUGAACCUUUCUCUAAAAUGGUUUAUGAGUUGGAGAACACGUUACGAGGGAUCUUGGACCAUUCCUCCAUACAAAUCCUUGAUAUCCGUUGUCUGUGCUUAUGUCAAGUCCGGAGACAGACUUUAAGGUAACACGGCAUCAUGAACUUUACCCAGAACCAGGAAAUGUAUGCCAAAAACCUGGUUACCUCCAGUGAUGUAAAGUACUUUAGUAUUUUUUUUGUGAAUAUCUGUACUUUACAAUGACAACUUUUACUUCACUACAUUCCUAAAGAGAAUGUACUUUUACCUCCAUAAAUUUUCCCUGACACCCAAAGGUACAUUACAUUUGGAAUGCUUAGCAGGACAUAGAAAUUGUUAAAUUCACACACUUAUCAAGAGAACAUCCCUACUGCCUCAAUCUGGCGGACUCACGAAACACAAAUGCUUCAUUUGUAAAUUAUGUUGGAGUGUGCUCCUGGCUAUUCAUACAUUUUUUUGUUUAAGAAAAUGGUGCUGUCAGGUUUGCUUAUUAUAAUGAAUUUUAAAUUGCUUUUACUUUUGAUACUUAGUAUAUUUUUGCAAUUACAUUUACUUUAUAUUUAAAACAAAAUACUUUUACUCAAGUAGUAUUUUACUGGGUGACUUUCACUUUAGUCAUUUUCAUAUUUCAGGUAUUUUUAAUUUGACUAAAGUAUGAGUAUUGGGGAUAUUUUCCACCACUGGUUGCCUCUGCCAGGAAUAUAAAACUUAUCCACAAGUGGCUCUUCCAGCAAAACAAUAACCCCAAGCACACAUCAAAAUCCACAAAGUAAGGGUUAAUUUAUUUUUAAAAAUUUCAACAGCCAUCUGUCUCCAAACUUAAACCAUUGAAAACCUGUGGUUUGUAUUGAAGAGGGCAGUCCAUAAAUGCAGACAAAGGAUCUGGAAGGUGGAAUGGUCUAAGAUCCCUCCCAAUGUGUUCUCCAACUCAUAGCAUUUUUUUUGAUAACAGCUCAGUGCCAUUAUCCCCACAAGGUGAGGUAUUGAAAACAGGUAUACUUUAUUUUCUCUAAGUAAGGGUAAAAAAUGUAUUAAACAAAAAGCAAUUUCUCUGAGCAAUUGUAUUAGUAUAAAAUAAUAAUUUCCAUUUCUUGUUACAUACAAUAUAGCUCAGUAUUUUAAUUGUAAUUUUUGCUGAUCUUUAUCAAGGUUGUCUAAUUUCAGACUUCACUGUAUAUAGAUAUAAAGUGCUUCUGGUCAAUAGUGAGUAUUAUAUUGACAGGUGUGAGUCCCAGGCUCAAAAGAAAGAAGUCUAGACUCCCUGUUAAUAGUCAAGUUGGCUGCUAUUUGUGUGGGACUGAAAGGGAAUUCCAUUGACUGUUCAAUAACUUGCCUGGCUGCAUUUCAUAGCAUUUACACCACACAAGGAAUUCAACUUCAUGUACUGUAGCACCUUUUCAUCAAAUCUCAAAGUUCGUACCAUUGUUUGAGGCUUAGCAGCCGUUAUUCAGUUGUCAUCUUUAUGGCAGGACAAAUACCUUUUUCAUCAAGGGAAGCUUGUAGCUGCUGCACACUAGGUCUGACACAACGCUACUGUUCUUUGCAUCUUCUGAAUAGUGCAUAUUUUGGGUUACAUUUUAUUUGAUAUUGAACACGAUUGUUGUUGCAUAUGCUUAUAGAGCCGGAGUUGUCUUUCUUGGCCUACGGUAACAAUGUCUAAGUACAUCAAUGUUAUCUUUACUAAUCUGUAUCAAAAGGCAAAAAUAAAACUGGUGUAAUUUA
This is a messenger RNA of Oncorhynchus mykiss (rainbow trout), 6416 nucleotides long. Its product is annotated as zinc finger and BTB domain-containing protein 22. Gene Ontology annotation, molecular function: RNA polymerase II cis-regulatory region sequence-specific DNA binding; DNA-binding transcription factor activity, RNA polymerase II-specific; protein binding. NCBI's taxonomy places the organism in Eukaryota, Metazoa, Chordata, Actinopteri, Salmoniformes, Salmonidae. Gene Ontology annotation, biological process: regulation of transcription by RNA polymerase II. The record is from RefSeq and is a predicted model, not a curated record.